This is a messenger RNA of Elgaria multicarinata webbii, 2996 nucleotides long. RefSeq names its product unc-45 myosin chaperone B (gene UNC45B). NCBI's taxonomy places the organism in Eukaryota, Metazoa, Chordata, Lepidosauria, Squamata, Anguidae. Gene Ontology annotation, cellular component: cytoplasm. The record is from RefSeq and is a predicted model, not a curated record. Bases 121 to 2910 code for a protein of 929 amino acids. Gene Ontology annotation, molecular function: Hsp90 protein binding. The transcript has 20 exons.
AAGCCCAGGCAGGCAACCUUAUCAGUAUCCCGCACGGAGAGAGAGAGUGUCGUCAGUCAAUUGAUCCAGAGGAAACGUGCCACAUUGGUGAGCAUCCCAAGAGUUUGGAAACCGUGGAAGAUGGAAGACCCUACCCAGCUGAAGGAGGAAGGGAAUAAGUAUUUCCAAGCCAACGACUAUGAGAACGCUAUUAAGAGCUACUCCAAAGCUCUCAAACUCACCAAAGAUAAGUCGCUCCAGGCUCUGUUGCACCGAAACCGGGCGGCGUGUUUUCUGAAAAAGGAGAGCUAUGCCCAGGCGGCAUCCGAUGCAUCUAGAGCUAUCGACAUCAAUGCUUCAGAUAUUAAGGCCUUGUACCGACGCAGCCAGGCUCUGGAGAAGCUGGGCAAACUGGACCAGGCCUUCAAGGACAUCCAGCGUUGCGCCACCAUUGAGCCACGGAACAAAAACUUCCAAGAGACCCUUCGGCGUUUAGGAACCAACAUCCAGGAGAAGCUGCGUGUCCAGUUCUCCACCGAUGCCAGGGUGCAGCAAAUGUUUGAAAUCUUGCUGGAUGAAAAGAGUGAGAAGGAGAAGAGAGAGAAGGCUGCAAACAAUCUUAUUGUCCUCGGUCGGGAAGAAGCAGGAGCAGAGAGAAUCUUCCAGAACAACGGUAUGAACCUCCUUGUGCGGUUGAUCGACACCAAAAACCCGGAGCUGAUCCUUGCAGCAGUACGGACUUUUUCGGGGAUGUGUACGGGACACAAGGCACGGGCCACCGCCAUCCUCCACGUGCUAGGAAUCGACAAUAUUUGCCUGUGGAUGUCCAUAGACCACGAAGAGAUCUCGCUGGCCGUCGCCAGCCUCCUGCAGUCCAUCACCGACUCUUUGGCCGGGGAGGGCAGGAAGGAAGAGCAUGGGAAGGAGGACGCCCUGGUGCUGGACACAAAGAAGGAUCUGAAGGCCAUCACUGUUCACCUCCUUGAUAUGCUCCCCAGUAAAAAGGUGUCUGGACAAGGGCGAGACCGGGCACUCAAUUUACUGAAUAAGAACGUACCGAGGCAGGACCUAAGAAACCAUGACAACAGUCGCACCUUGUUUGUGAUUGACAAUGGUCUAAAAAAGAUCCUAAAAGUUGCCGGCCAGCUUCCAGACAUGCCCAACUGCCUACCUUUGACAGAGAACACCCAGUUGACGGCUUCGGUUCUUCUGAACAAAUUGUACGACGACUUGCGCUGCGACCCGGAGAGAGAGAAUUUCAGACUGAUCUGUGAAGAGUACAUCAAGAGCAAAAUUGACCCCAAGGACAUGGACAAGACCCUGCACGCCAUCCAGACGGUCUCCGGCAUCUUGCAAGGGCCUUUCGAUUUGGGCAACCAGUUGCUCGGCUUGAAGGGCGUCAUGGAAAUGAUGGUCGCCCUCUGCGGCUCCGAGAGAGAGAUCGAUCAGCUGGUGGCCGUGGAAGCCCUCAUCCACGCCUCCACCAAGCUGAGCCGGGCCACCUUCAUCAUCACCAACGGCAUCACCCUGCUGAAGGAGAUCUACAAGAAGACCCAGAACGAGAAGAUCAAGAUCCGAGCUCUGGUGGGCCUUUGCAAGCUAGGCUCCGCGGGUGGCACCGACUACGGCCUGCGACAAUUUGCCGAAGGAUCCACCGAGAAACUGGCGAGACAGUGCCGGAAGUGGCUGUGCAACCCCGCCAUAGACACGCGCACCCGGAAAUGGGCGGUGGAGGGUCUGGCCUACUUGACCCUGGACGCCGACGUCAAGGACGACUUCGUGGAAGACGAGCCGGCCAUGCAAGCCAUGUUUGAACUAGCCAAGACGAGCGACAAGACCAUCUUGUACUCCGUGGCCUCCGUCCUCGUGAACUGCACCAACAGCUACGACGUCAAGGAGAUCGUCCCGGAACUGGUGCAGCUGGCCAAGUUUUCGAAGCAGCACGUUCCGGAGGAACACCCGAAGGACAAAAAGGACUUUGUUGUCAAGCGGGUGAAACGUCUGAUCCAAGCCGGAGUCGUCUCUACCCUGGUUUGCAUGGUCAAGGCGGACAGCGCCAUUUUGACAGAUCAAACCAAAGAGCUCUUGGCCAGAGUUUUUCUCGCUUUGUGUGACGACUCCAAGGACCGUGGUACGGUUGUGGCUCAAGGGGGCGGAAAGGCCUUGAUCCCUCUGGCCAUAGAAGGCACAGAGGGCGGCAAGAUCAAAGCGUCCCACGCGCUGGCCAAGAUCGCAGCCAUCUCCAAUCCGGACAUCGCGUUCCCUGGGGAGAGGGUGUACGAAGUCGUGCGGCCGCUGGUUAGCUUACUGAACACCGACCGAGACGGGCUACAGAAUUAUGAGGCUCUGCUAGGUCUCACCAACUUUUCGGGAAGAAGUGACAAACUCCGACUGAAGAUCAUCAAAGAAAAAGCCCUGCCAGACAUCGAGAACUACAUGUUUGAAAACCACGACCAGCUCCGUCAGGCGGCCACGGAGUGUAUGUGCAACCUGGUAGUCAAUAAAGAGGUUCAGGAGAGAUUCCUAGCGGAGGGGAACGACCGACUCAAACUGGUGGUACUUCUGUGCGGCGAGGACGACGACAAAGUCCAGAACGCGGCCGCCGGGGCCCUGGCGAUGCUCACAGCGGCCCACAAGAAACUCUGCCAUAAGCUAACCCAAGUGACAACCCAGUGGUUGGAGAUACUGCAGCGGCUGUGCAUUCACGACAGGCUGGACGUACAGCACCGGGGCCUUGUCGUCGUUUACAACUUAAUCCAGGCGGACCACGAGCUGGCUAAGACGCUGGUGGAGAGCGAGAUGUUGGAGAUCCUGACCGUUAUUGGCAAACAGGCGGACGAUCCCAAGCGACAGCACGUCCUCAACGUGGCUCGCGAAUGCCUCGUGAAGUGCAUGGACUACGGGCUGAUCAAACCUGUGUCUCAGCCAUAAGGACGCAGGAAACCACGGAAAUCUAAAACGCUGAGGACUAGUGAAGUGAGGGGGAGGUAGAGACUGAAUAUGUACAGAACAGGCAU